Messenger RNA from Vollenhovia emeryi, 1859 nucleotides. RefSeq names its product bladder cancer-associated protein (gene bc10). NCBI's taxonomy places the organism in Eukaryota, Metazoa, Arthropoda, Insecta, Hymenoptera, Formicidae. The transcript has 2 exons. Bases 371 to 613 code for a protein of 80 amino acids. The record is from RefSeq and is a predicted model, not a curated record.
GGUGUCGUCGUAUGGAUAUGGAGAUUAAUCGAGAGAUUGACGAGUCUGGUGAAGCUCGUCACCAAUCAUCAGUCACCAUCGUCACCGCAGCUGAUUGCGACGUCACACAUGUGCGUUUAGUCCAUGUUUGUCUCACACAGUAGCCUACUAGCCUCGGAAAUCGGGAUUGGUGCGAAAUUGGCGGUUGCAAUCGGCUGAUCGUGCACGAAAACGUCAAGGAAAAUGCACCUUCAAUUUUAACGGAUGACGAUGAAUUGACUCGUGCGUGCGAGCGACGAUGCUUCCAAAUGAGGUCCUGUCGUAGACGAGACAGUCUGACGUGAGAGAGACGUGUCACGAGCGCAACUCCGACCAACUCCCAGGAGCUAGAAUGUACUGCCUACAGUGGCUGAUUCCGGUGCUGCUGAUCCCGAAACCCGUUAAUCCGGCGCUACUGCAAACCCACGUCAUGUUCAUGGCGCUUUAUCUCAUCGGGUUCUUCCUCGAACGCAAGCCUUGCACCAUCUGCAGCCUCGUCUUCCUCGCCGCAGUCUUCCUCAUCUGCUACAGCGGAAUAGGCAAUUGUCUGCUCUGGAGCACAAAUUGCGACACAGUAAGAUGCGACAAUGGCUAAGGUUGUGCCGAUUGUGUUUAACUCGAUAUCAUUUAGAGAAUUAUUCCCUCUCAUUUCUAUUGCGUAUGCGUGCAUACGAGAGGGAGAGAGCUUACCCCUUUCUCUCUCUCUCUCUCGUCUGCUACAGCAUAAUAUAUGCAGCUUUUCAAUUCACUAGCACGACAUCUGUUUUGUCCAAGGUGUGAAUAUAGAUGAUAGGUUUAGCUUCCCAGGUUAUCCAAACUGAAAGUUUCAGUCAAUCUACAAAUCUACAAUGUAAUGUUCUAUCGGAGACAUUUGUAUAUAGAGUUGAAAUCACAGAAUUCCGAAUAAGCAAAAAUGUGAUAUCUAAUGUAUUUGAUGAUAUUCAUAUGUAGAUUUUAGGGUUUUGUCGCGAUCGUUGACUAAGUAAAUUUCCAGAUUGUAGCGUGAUACAGCUUGUAUUUUUACGCUGCCAAAGUGGCAUAUUCCUUUUAUACUUGCAGCUUCUAAAUUUAGCAGUUUUUAUUCCAGUGUGUCUCUUCUCGAUGCUAAACCAUCACUUUUCCUAGAUUCUUCCUUAUGCAAUUCGAGGAUUGAUAAUUACAUGGAUAAUUUUUAACAAGAUGUAUUCGCACAAUGCGCUUGUAUGUACCAAAGUGAUGUACGAUGUAUGAAAACCAAAGCGUUAAAAAAUUGAAGUUACUACAUUAGUGAAAUAUGAAAAUUGGAAACCACUACUAACAAUGGAAUGGAUUUAUAUUCGAAUUCACGAAAAGAGAUUUAAGUGAUAAACUCCAGUUUUUACUUGCUAGCCCGAAAGCAUUAAUAUAAUAAUUAGCCGACUUGGCGUAAGUAGUGUUACCAGUGUAAAUAUCGAUAGUCAUGUAUAUGUAUGUGUGGCUAAGAAUUACCCAUUCAUAUACAUAUAUUGUAAUAGCUCAUGGAUAUAGAUAAAAAUUGAAUGAAGCGUCACGUCGGUGAAUCUUUUAUAUCUUUGAAGCGUAUAUUGUAAUUGGCAACAUUUUUAUUCCGAUUCGAGAACAUUGAAUUAGUCUGUCACUUAAAGUCUUGGUGUACAAGCACAAAUAAUCUGUGAUUAGACACGAUGGAUUUAUCCGUUUGUUGAAAUAUGCUGUAACUUUGCUACAAUGCUAUUCUCUGUAAUCAUUGCUUCCAUGUAAAAUAUGAAAUAAUGAAGAAACUUUGUGUAAAUAAAGGAGCUCUGUAGGUAGGUUCAUAGUACACAUCGCAGUGUCAGUAAUAAAGAAAGCCCCUAUCAACCGUA